AUUGUCUCUAAAUACGAGCUCCCCCCCUCUCACUAUUCAUACCCAGGUAAUAGGAAACCAGUCAAUUUGCUCUCUUAUUUAUGCCCUGAUCAAAUUGGGAGACUUAGAAGCGGCAUAGUCAGUUUGCCCCCUUAAGAUCUUUUCCCUCCAGGACUUCCUGAUACAUCAGUGCUCUCCAAGUCCGCAUCCAAGUCCACCACCGAGAUGCCUGUCACACUCAAAAUUAACGAUAAUGUUGUCAGGGGCUGGUCUGAGUCCAGGUGUUCUACAGCUGAGAGUCUCUUGGAAAAUGUGGACAUCUCUAGAAGACGGGGUGUGUCUUCUAAAGACCUAGUCCAGACAUCCCUUUCCCCCAAUGACUUCGAUAAUGGUUACAUCUCGGGAUCCAGGAACGGUUUUAUCUGGGCGGCAUAUCACGCGUACAGUGCCCAUCACCACCUCCGCAUCCGCCCAGAAGACGUGUGGUUCGCGAUCCUGACUCAGAUUACCUUUUACAUCAACGCGCACGCCGAGGAGCUGCGGUCCUUCUUCGUGGCCCACGAGGGCAAGAAGCGCCUGCGGGCCGUGAGCGACAUCCGCGACUUUGGCCGCCUGUCGGUCCAGAUGGGCGAGAUGAUCAGCGACAACGUCAAGGACCCGACACUAAAGGACUGGGUCCUGCCGGGGUUCUCGACCACGACGCCCACCGACACGGUGGUCGGGUCGGUGCUGUUCAUGGGCGCCAUGCAGAAGUACUUCAGCUUCGACGGUGGCGUGACCUGCGGCCUCCCGUCCGUGACGCUGCUCGGCGACGUGGGCGACUGGGAGGACAUCCUGGGCCGGCUCGACAAGCUGGACCUCCUGGGCGACGAGCCGCGUCAGUUCGCCGAUAUGCUGCGGCCCGUCCUGCGCAGCAUGAUCCGGUCCUUCGCGGAGCCGACCAGCGCCGAGGUCAUCACGUUCUGGAACACCGUCGUGCACCAGGAGGAGCUGGGGAGCGGCACGGACUCCCUCUCGGGCUGGCUGAUGGCGUUCUGCUACUGGGACGAGUACGGGAAGGCCAACGGGCUUCCCCGCGACGUCAAAGUCCUGGACGGCCGGGUCAAGUACGUGGUCGACGUGGACAAGGUCCCGGCGGGCUUCGCCUCCGUCCCCGUCUCGGUAGACGAUGGCGGCGAGCAGUAUGAGGCGACGCUGGUCGCGGGGUCGGUCGGCAUCCUCGCUACUUCAUCGACCCGGGUGCCCGCGGCAGAAAGGCAAGAGGUAAAACGUUUUAGAAAAAUAGCAAAACUUUUACUCCAGAAGCUGAAGAGAACCUCCUCCGCGCCGCCGCCCAGCUUGGAGGGGCGUGGACGUGGGGAGGCUCCUACCGCUGAGGGGCGACAGGGCGAUACAUGCGAGACGGAGGGGUCGAUGCUUAAUACUGUACAGCCCAUGUCCGGUUGGUGGAUGUUGAGGAAGAAUUGAGAGUGCGGAUAUAUCUAUUCGCUGGUGACAAUGCCCGGAUCAGGAAAGGAAAUAUGCCAACAAGACUGAGCUUAGAGUAUCGAGCUCUGGAUACUCGGCCCCCGAAGAGGGAACAGGCUGAGAGGUGUGGUGGUUGGUCCUCCAACAAUCAAUAAAUAUUGUGUUGCACAGCGCACAGAAAGGGCUCGCCAAGAUUAUCAUCCAUAGCAGAAGGUACGCAUUAACACAGGUUGAGAAAGUGACAUGUGAUUACGACAUGGGACAAGUAGACAAGACAAAGGCAGGAAUGGUAUAAUAACGGUUCCGGUCGGUCCACCAACCCCCUUCCACCCAUAUACCACCACUCCAACCCGAUGAAAGAAAACCAUGUUCCAAACUCCAACACCCAACCCAUAGCCGGUUGGCGCCCCCGCCAGAGCUGAUCCUGCGCCACCGUACUUUUGUUUUGAUGCAAGAAAGGUAGGGAGAGAGAGAAAGAGACAGAAAAGGAGAAGAAAAGGGAUAACACACCCUAUCCCACCCUACCCAACCGCCGGCCCCUUGACCUCCCCUGACCACUGUUCCCACUGUUU
This is a messenger RNA of Diaporthe batatas, 2018 nucleotides long. RefSeq lists its product as uncharacterized. Bases 205 to 1446 code for a protein of 413 amino acids. NCBI's taxonomy places the organism in Eukaryota, Fungi, Ascomycota, Sordariomycetes, Diaporthales, Diaporthaceae. The transcript has 2 exons. The record is from RefSeq and is a predicted model, not a curated record.